GGGAAAUCCUAUAUGCCAGUGAAAACUUGGCUGCAACUCAGGAAUACAUGGAGGACAUUGAUAAUACCCAGAGGAGACACAACAUCCGCCUCCGUGGUGUCCCAAAUUCAGUGUCAAAUAUAUCCACUUUUGCAGCUGACUUAUUCAAAAGCCUGUUACCCAAUGAGAUUGUUCAGGUAGAUUAUGUAUUCAGGCUACAGUACAAAACUAAAAACCCCCAUGUGCCCCGGGACAUUUUAGUCAGGUUACCCCUGAUAUCACAAAGGGAAGCUCUGCUGAAGGCUUCAAGGAAAAUAAACAUGAGUCAAUUCAAAGGUACCAAAGUGCAACUGUAUGCUGAUUUAUCCCCUUCCACCCUAGAAAAGAGAAAGGCUAUGCGCCCAUUAGUGAUCUGGCUUCAACAGAAUUCUGUCAAAUAUCGUUGGCUGUUUCCCUUUGCAAUUGCAUUUGAAUUUAAGGGUUGGCUCUAUCAGUUUCCAACACUGGAAGAAGCCUGCAGGGUCCUACUACAGGACCAUGGGAUCAGCAUAUCCAGGGAUAUGACUGCUAUACCACCAAAGAAACAACAGGUUAUCCCUUCCCCACGGACCAGUCCUACACACACUACUCCUUCUACAGAUGCCAGUCUGGAGCAGUAUCUCCCUUCUGCUGCAUCUCAGAAUUAUAAUGGAGCCCCAAGGAGUAACUCUAAUUCCACUGCGGCUGAUGUUAUGCCUCCACCUGCAGAGAAUGGACUGGAGAAGGCAAACCUUCCUGAGGCAAUCUCUAUAUCCAGCCAUGGUGACUUUAUGCUUCCUGCUGGAGCAAAUGACCCAGAGAAAUCAGGCCUACCAGAGAUACAUUCUACACCCACCACUCCUGUAUAUAUUCCUCCUUGUGGAGAGCAUGACCUGGAGAAUUCAAGCCUUCCAGAGAUAAACUGUACUCCUCCUACUGCUGAAUACAUGCCUCCUUGUGGAGAGAAUGACCUGGAGAUGUCAAGCCUUCCAGAGAUAAACUGUACUCCCACCACUCCUGAAUAUAUGCCUUCUUGUGGAGAGAAUGACCUGGAGAAGUCAAGCCUUCCAGACAUAAACUGUACACCCACCACUGCUGAAUAUAUGCCUUCUUGUGGAGAGAAUUACCUGGAGAAGUCAAGCCUUCCAGAGAUAAACUGUAAUCCCACCACUCCUAAAUAUAUGCCUUCUUGUGGAGAGAAUGACCUGGAGAAGUCAAGCCUUCCAGAGAUAAACUGUAAUCCCACCACUCCUGAAUAUAUCCCUUCUUAUGGAGAGAAUGACCUGGAGAAGUCUAGCCUUCCAGACAUAAACUGUACACCCACCACUGCUGAAUAUUUGCCUCCUUGUGGAGAGAAUGACCUGGAGAAGUCAAGCCUUCCAGAGAUAAACUGUACACCCACCACUGCUGAAUAUAUGCCUUCUUGUGGAGAGAAUGACCUGGAGAAGUCAAGCCUUCCAGAGAUAAACUGUAAUCCUACCACUCCUAAAUAUAUGCCUUCUUGUGGAGAGAAUGACCUGGAGAAGUCAAGCCUUCCAGAGAUAAACUGUAAUCCCACCACUCCUGAAUAUAUGCCUCCUUGUGAAGAGAAUGAACUUGAGAAGCCAAUCCUUCCAGAGAUAAACUGUACUCCCACCACUCCUGAAUAUAUGCCUUCUUGUGGAGAGAAUGACCUGGAGAAGUCAAGCCUUCCAGACAUAAACUGUACACCCACCACUGCUGAAUAUUUGCCUUCUUGUGGAGAGAAUGACCUGGAGAAGUCAAGCCUUCCAGAGAUAAACUGUAUUCCCAUCACUCCUGAAUAUAUGCCUCCUUGUGGAGAGAAUGAACUUGAGAAGCCAAUCCUUCCAGAGAUAAACUGUACUCCCACCACUGCUGAAUAUAUACCUCCUUGUGGAGAGAAUGACCUGGAGAAGUCAAGCCUUCCAGAGAUAAACUGUACUCCCACCACUCCUGAAUAUAUGCCUCCUUGUGGAGAGCAUGACCUGGAGAAUUCAAGCCUUCCAGAGAUAAACUGUACUCCUACUACUGCUGAAUACAUGCCUCCUUGUGGAGAGAAUGACCUGGAGAAGUCAAGCUUUCCAGAGAUGAACUGUACUCCCACCACACCUGAAUAUAUGCCUCCUUGUGGAAAGAAUGACCUGGAGAUGUCAAGCCUUCCAGAGAUAAACUGUACUCCCACCACUCCUGAAUAUUUGCCUCCUUGUGGAGAAAAUGACCUGGAGAAAUUAGGCAUUCAAGAGAUAAACUGUACUCUUCCUUCAGGAGAAAACAACCUGAAGAAGUCAGGCCUUCCAGGGAUACACCUCACUCCCACUUCUGUUGAAUAUAUGCCUCCUACUGAAGGAAAUAACUUAGAUAAGUCACACCAUCCAGACAUUAACCCUACUCUCAGCUCUGCUAAUUAUAUGCCUCCUUCUGGAGAGAAUGACCUGAAGCAGUUGAGUUCUCUUGUUACAAAACCCCUUUCUAGUCUUGCUGAUAUUACGCCUCCUUUUGGAGAGAAUGACCUGGAGAAGUCAAGCCCUCCUGAGACACGCUCUACUUCCAGCCCUACUGACAUUAUGGCUCCUUAUGGAGAUAAAGACCCACAGAUGUCAGGCCCUCCUGAGACAAACACAGGCAGUUCGUGUUGUUGUGAGGGCAACAUUGCUGAAGCACAGUAGAAGAAUGUGAAAGAAUGCUCCAGAUAGUGCUGGCUCUGAACCUCUUUACAGAAUAUAGAAAUUGUAACAAUUCAUAGGACAUAUAUAAACCUUGUAAGAAGUGCAAUGGAAUACCCUACAAUAUCCCAUAUUGCCAGGCAAGAAACAAUUCCAGGAGUUUACAGUGUGGUCCUCGACUUGUGAUCAUCUUAACUGCCAUGACUCUGAGAAAAUUAGAGAUUUUGUCCUUCCUGGAUUAUAAAUCAAUUCACCAGUUUCUCCUGUUUCCCAGCAUUUUUAGAGAGCCACUCAUUUAAAAGGAAAACAAGCAUAUUCAUCCCUUACCUGACUCUGUACUCUGGGCACCUCUUUAAACAUUAUGGCUAAUAACCCAGUUGUUAACAUCUUUCUUUUCUGUACUAUUUAAAUUUAACUAUUUAGUCUUAAUUCUAAAGUUGAUUAAUUUCUGCUUUUCUACUGACCAUAUCAAAUUCAUUCCUUUUCCCGAUUUGUUGGUGCAUGAUUAAUCUGUUCUACAUAUCCAGUUGGUUUUAUUUGACAAAAACCUAAUUUUAAUCUGAUGGUUCUUAAUAUCUGCUAAAGGUUGUUUUUUUUCUACUCUAAAUUUGGAAAGAUUCUUUUUAUUAAAAGUUAAUAUAACAA
Xenopus laevis (African clawed frog) is the source of this 3305-nucleotide messenger RNA. RefSeq names its product meiotic meta-phase expressing gene in spermatogenesis L homeolog (gene megs.L). Lineage: Eukaryota; Metazoa; Chordata; Amphibia; Anura; Pipidae. The record is from RefSeq and is marked provisional.